This is a messenger RNA of Bemisia tabaci, 1406 nucleotides long. Lineage: Eukaryota; Metazoa; Arthropoda; Insecta; Hemiptera; Aleyrodidae. The record is from RefSeq and is a predicted model, not a curated record.
UUCAAACAACACCUCGACAGAAUUGAACCUUUUGCUCAAAGAGUUCUAAGUUCGGAGUUUUCUUGCUCACUGAGCAAAAGUUAGUCAACGAUUCUCUCCAACUCUUUUCCGUGGCAAUCAACGCUUUGAAAGUAUGGAUUCUGAUGAAGAAAUUCCCUCUCUGGUUCCUGCAACUUUUACUGCAGUUCCUGUGACAAUCAUAACAGGUUGUUUAGGAGCUGGAAAAACUACUCUUUUGAAUUACAUCUUACAUGAGCAACAUGAAAAGAAAAUCGCUGUCAUCCUAAAUGAAUUUGGGGAAGGAAGUGCCUUGGAAAAAAGUAUUGCCAUUGGAGCAGAGGGUAAUUUAUAUGAAGAAUGGCUUGAAUUGAAGAAUGGGUGUCUUUGUUGCUCUGUCAAAGACAAUGGAGUCCAAGCAAUUGAAAAUUUGAUGAAAAAAAAGGGGAAAUUUGACUAUAUUUUACUAGAAACUACUGGAUUAGCAGACCCAGGUCCAAUAGCAACAAUGUUUUGGCUUGAUGAAAAUUUGGGAGCUGAUAUCUACUUGGAUGGGAUCGUUACGGUUGUGGAUGGUAAAAAUGGACUUUUGCAACUAGACGAAGAGUGCGAUGAAGACGUAGAAAAUGGCAAGCCAGGAACUAAUAUUGCAACGAGACAAGUAGCUCUGGCUGAUUUAAUUCUUUUAAACAAGAAGGACCUAGCAGACCCAAAGGACUAUCUCGAAGUCAAGAAUAGAAUUCGAGCAAUCAAUGGAUCUGCAAACAUCGUAGAGACUGAAAAAAGCAGGAUUGACUUGAACGCUAUCUUAGAUCUGAAAGCUUAUUCUCAGCCUUCCUCGCAGAGGAUCAGCACUGUUUUGAGUCAAGUAGAAGCUAUUGGAGAUCAGCCCCAUCUAUCAAAAGAUGUUACUACCAUCACGAUUGAAGUCCACAAACCAGUCCAGAAAUCUGGAGUCGAUUUAUUCCUGCAACGAGUACUAUGGGAAAAGUUGAACAACACCACCGGGAAACCUAUCACAGUGUUCCGCCUCAAGGGCGUCGUGCGGCCGUCGGAUGAGGACGGAUGGUACUUGAUACAAGCCGUCUAUGACGUCUACGAUUGGACGCCCGUCAACGUGGAUGCGGAAAGCUCGAACGUCGCAUGUCGCCUUAUUUUAAUCGGAAAAUUCUUGGAGAAGGAGCAAUUAGAAAAACUGUUAGCAACAUGUUUGGAAGAAGCGGAAAAGAACUGUGGCUCCUAGUUUGAUUUGUCAUUCGAUCGCGAUUUGAAGUUUCAAUAUUUCAAGAUGUUCAAUACUACACUCACAUAUUCUUUACUCGAAUCCAGUCAAUUGUUCUUAAGUCAAGCUAUUCUGUGAUUUUCGUGUCCCUCAAGCAUGAAUAAAAAGUAUUAUGAUUUUCAUGUAA